This is a messenger RNA of Porites lobata, 1207 nucleotides long. The record is from the annotation of a GenBank genome assembly. Lineage: Eukaryota; Metazoa; Cnidaria; Anthozoa; Scleractinia; Poritidae.
AUGAGCAUGGCCAAGUUGUUUCUAGCUGCCAUGGCAAUGGCCGCCGUUUUCUCUGUUGGCGUAAAUGCUCGAGUUGCGGCCCAUUAUAACAAUCAUGAGGUCAGUUGUCAUUCUUUGUCAUUCUUUUUUUGUCAUGAAAAAGUUUCAUUCGAUAAUGCCCGGUCGUUACAAAACAAUCUUGUCCUCUCAGCAGCCAAUCCACGAACUACGUAACUAUGCCUCUUUUGAGUUUUGAGUAAGAGCUACGAACGAGCGCGUAGAAGAAAACAACAAAAAAUGUGAAAAAUACCGACAAAAAAUAACUAUCUUAAAUUUUCAAUAACUGAAAGAAAAAUACUAGCUUACCGAUACGUCUUUAGUAUAAGCGACGAAAACCUCUUGCGCGCCCAAGAAGGUGUUGAAAAUUACUUCCGGUGUUCUUUAUUGGUAUUCGUUUUAAGAGUGGCACCAAAAAAGGCCAUAUAAUAAAUGACUUAUUGACUUCGUCCGUUUGGUCAUUACAGGGAAAUCUCAGACCUCGGCUCUCGCUAUCGCUUUUGCGGCACAUCAAGCCCUCGGUCUGAGAUUUCCCUGUAAUGACCUCACUCUUGGUUAAUAAGUGGUAUACAUGCAUGCACCACCAUUUUAGGAGGAUGAGAGGAGCUUUACCAGCUUAUCUACACAAAUACACACUGCCUUUUAUCGCGGCGGGAGGGGGGAGGGGGUAUAGUAUCUAUUUGUAAAACACUCCUUUCCCAACCAGCUAUCUUUAUUUCUCUUUUAGGCCUACAAUGAAUUGGUGAAAACAGGUAGGAAAAUAAUAAUUGUUCUAUACGAUAACCAACGUGUCAAGAAGCACUGUGCCCUACAACACAGCAUAUUGAGGCCUAUUGCAAAUCGCCGAGAUUUCCCAGCGCGGGAAACCGCUACAAACACCAUCAUCACACUAUCAUCAUCAUCAUCAUCAUCAUUUUGGUCACACUCCUACUCUUUUAACUUUUCAAUUUUCAUGUGAAUUCAAAGCUUAUUUAUGUUUUGUUAUUUCAUUUUAGACCGGUUACGCGAAUUAUUCAGCCGAGGGAAUUGUCAAUGCCGUGGUGAGGGUUUUCGUGAUUCUGGCUACGGAAGUGGGACAACCUUCUGGUUUGUCGGAUGUAGCGGCAACUGGCAAGACUGCAAAGAUCCAGGACUUAUGACCAGUUGUUGCCGAGAACAAGGGAAGAAAUGA